This is a messenger RNA of Gadus morhua (Atlantic cod), 1500 nucleotides long. RefSeq lists its product as uncharacterized. Bases 141 to 1025 code for a protein of 294 amino acids. The transcript has 8 exons. The record is from RefSeq and is a predicted model, not a curated record. NCBI's taxonomy places the organism in Eukaryota, Metazoa, Chordata, Actinopteri, Gadiformes, Gadidae. Gene Ontology annotation, cellular component: membrane.
UGUCCUCCAUUCGGGCACGGUCGAUCAAAGGGACGGCCAUGGUGUACGUCUCCGCAGCACCCCAUUUUUAUGACCUGGGUUUCAUUGCCGUUUGAUUAAACUCCAGUCCUGGACUCCACUGAGACCACACUGAGGUCGAGAUGCUCAACAUGGGGGCUGUGCUGCUGUUACUAAUUGGUGUGGCUGAUGGUGUGAAGACCUUCUGCGACGCCACAGAGCCACACAUCACGACCCAGUGCUUUGGCUCUCUGGGAGGAACCGUGGAGGUCGUGCUGCCAACUAGGACCUCACAAGAUGAUUACUACAGACUGAAGAAAAACAAUGUUAUGAUUUUUCACAACCGCAGUGAGACAGCAGACAGCAGAUAUUCAUUUAUUGUCAGUACUGGAAUAUUUACUAUAAAGGGCGUCAACAUGAAAGACACUGGUGAAUACUCAAUGGAAGUACAUGAUGCAGAUGGGAAGCAAGUAGCAUAUACUAAAUGUUAUUUAACCAUUGAAGCCCCGGUCUCCUCUCCCCUCCUGUCCCGGGAGUGUCUGUCCCGGGGACAGCAGAGGGUGUCCUGCUCUGCCGGGGGGGACGGACUCCACUACAGCUGGAGUCUAGACGGACUCCCGCUGAACGACACGCGUCUCCUCUCCGGACCCGGUAGCGCUAGUGACGUCACUCUGGAGCCGGGCCGGUCGGGACUGCUCACCUGCUCGGUCCGCAACAACGUGAGCCACGCCGCGGCUAACAUCACCUUGUCUGCGUGUGACGUCGCAGGGCACGUCCCUAUAAUCGCUGGUUCCCUGUCAGCGACGGCUCUGCUCCUGAUAGUAGCAUUGGGAGUCUACUGCGCAAAAAAGCACAAAACCUCGAAAGACACUACAGAAGCGGAAGACGCAACCUACGCAGAAGUCUCUGUGCAGGGGGAGGGGGAGGUGGAGUACGCGGCGGUCAGGGUGGCUCCAGGCCCCAGGCGGACGCUGGAGACCAAUGUGGACGAGUGUGUGUACACUCAGCCCCGGAGGACGAGGCCCUGAGAGCUGUCAACACCCAGAAGGACGCGUCGACAGCGCUUUAGCCAGAGGGCCAGCAGCCUGUUGACCUUUGACCUGCCCGGGACACUUCUCUCCCUGCAUCUGAAGGCCACUUCGUUGAAGUCCUGUUUUGAGAAUACUCAAGUCCUGGACUCCUCUGAGACCACGCUGAGGUCGAGAUGCUCAACAUGGGGGCUGUGCUGCUGUUACUAAUUGGUGUGGCUGAUGGUGUGAAGACCUUCUGCGACGCCACACAGCCACACAUCACGAACCAGUGCUUUGGCUCUCUGGGAGGAACCGUGGAGGUCCUGCUGCCAACUAAGACCUCACAAGAUGAUAUCUACAGACUGAAGAAAAACAAUUACCAGAGUACAAAAGUCAGACAAAAAACGUUGAUUAUUCAUUUAACGUCAGCACAGGAAUAUUUACCAUAAACGACAUCAACAGGACAGAGGAUGGUACAUAUUCAAUUGAAGCA